UAUGAAUAUGUCAAAUAAUAACGACAACGAAUAUAAUGAUAAUCCACUUUCACAAAUUCGCCCGCCACACCCUCCAACUCUACAUUCAAGAGAACUGUUACGAACCCAUUUAUUUAAAAGUUCAAAAAAUGCCAAAUCGGCGUACAUAGUUGCAUACUUAAAAGUGCUUAGCACACCCUCAGCAUCAGCUAUAGUUGCGACAUACAAGACAAAAAUUACUAUGGCAAGAAAUGCAUGGGAUCAAGAACCAAAUAAUGUUCGGCAGGCAUAUAAAAAGUUAGCUGAUGAGACUAGGUCGAUUAUGAGGCGGAGAAAUGCUGCAGAAACAACAAUGAAUCAGAGUUAA
Molecule: messenger RNA, 346 nt
Organism: Ambispora gerdemannii
Lineage: Eukaryota; Fungi; Glomeromycota; Glomeromycetes; Archaeosporales; Ambisporaceae
Source: the annotation of a GenBank genome assembly